AUGAUUGUUGCACCCUUAAACAAAGAUGUAUGUGUUCCUAACCCAUGUAUUAAUGGAGGAACCUGUAAACGUGAAGUUCUUAUUCAUCCUGGUCAUAUCCACGUGUCCGCGGAGUUCACAUGCGUCUGUCCUCCCGGAUUUGCACCACCAGAUUGUAGAAACAAAACGGAUGAUCCCUGUGUGCCAAAUCCCUGUUUAAAUGGUGGCAAGUGCCAAAAAGACCCAUCCAGUACGAAUGGAUACAUUUGCAAAUGCCUUGGUCCGCAUUUUGUCCCUCCAAAAUGUCGUUGUGACUGUCCACAAGGUGACCCGUCUCAAAAACCACCAAUCCUUGCCUCAAAAUGUGAUCUUGCUGGUGAAUGCGUAUGUCCUGUAGGAUAUACCUUUCAGGCCGGUGUGGGAUGUAAAUCGGGGAGACAAAAUCCAUGCUUUGAGAAACCUUGUCUGAAUAACGGCACGUGCGUCCCAGAGGGCGACAAGUAUAGAUGUAUCUGUACAGAAAACUGUAAAGGGAACAUUUGUCAAACCUGCGACUUCUGCCCUCCUGACUAUUGUUUCAAUGGCGGCACGUGUUAUUCUGUUGGACACAAGCCCUACUGUCGAUGUAGAAAUGAGUUCCUGCCUCCAAGGUGUCUCUUCAAGAAGCCCGUUCAAAAAGUGUAUCACUGCCAUCCUAAUCCUUGUCAUAAUGGAGGAAAAUGCAUCGAAAGAGUGAAUGGCUUUGAUUGCCAGUGUGUCCCACCCUUCGAUGGACCUCACUGUGAACAUGAUAAAUGUAUGGACUGUGAUGUCCACGCCUUAUGUAUCCAUGGUCAGUGUAAAUGUCGGAGAGGAUUUCGAGGAAGUGGAUAUAAGGGCGACUGUAUUAAAGAAAGCGUAUGUCCUAUUUGCCCAGUAAAUGCAAUGUGCGUUGAUAACGGCUGUGAGUGCGUUCCUGGGUUUAUGCUGGUCAAACAAAAAUGUAUUCCAGUAAUGACUCCAUAAAUGUAAAAAUCUCUAGCGGACACUAAAUAGGUUUUGCACCAUCACGUGCCCACGCCCAUAAUACAGCGUGGACUGCCUGUGGUUAGAUGGCACAAAAAUAAAAUUCCUUUUCUCAAGGGAAUUGAAUUAUUUUUCAUGUAGAACAAUGUUGUCCUUGCCAUUUAACAUGGCUGACCUUACGUGAUGGUGCAAAGCCUCUAUAUGAGAUAUUGCAUAUAAAUAAAACGAUCAAGAUAUUCAAGGAGAUCACAGGUAACCCAAGCUAGGUUCUUGUGGUGUCAUAUUAUAAGAAAACGGUUGGCGGUACUAAAAAAGGUCAAUAAAUAUGUCAAGAUGUGAAAUAAAGUAAAGAAAUCUUAGCUAGCUUUUUGAAAAGUAGUACUUCAGAUUUAAAGUUUUUUUCCUCGCUGUUUUUUAAGUAUCUAUCGCCUUACAUUUUCUAAUCAUAUGACACUACAGAAACCUAGCUUGGGCUACCUGUGAGGAGAUGCGAGGGAUUUCUAGCAUAAAAAAGCUAGUAUCUUCAAAAAGGUUUCUAAAACUAUGUAAAAAUAAACCAAGUGUUUAAUCAAGUUUAUUAACAAAUAGAAUUCAGUUAUUUAUAAUUAUUCAUUUACAUUUAUUUAAUCUAAUAAUAAACGAUUUACUAUAAUGUGA
Molecule: messenger RNA, 1641 nt
Organism: Actinia tenebrosa (Australian red waratah sea anemone)
Lineage: Eukaryota; Metazoa; Cnidaria; Anthozoa; Actiniaria; Actiniidae
Biological process (GO): heterophilic cell-cell adhesion; establishment or maintenance of epithelial cell apical/basal polarity
Cellular component (GO): plasma membrane; protein-containing complex
Molecular function (GO): calcium ion binding
Source: RefSeq, a predicted model, not a curated record